UUGUCUUGUUGCUAUUAUCAAUUUAGUAGGCGUAUCUCUUAAUUGAAUAGCUCACGUGAAGCAAGUCUAUUUCAAGCUUUGACUUGAUUGCAUGCAACUUUAUCUGCAAAUCGACAUCAAAAUGACAAGCUGCUCUUUUCUGCCAAAAGAAGAGAAAGUUGUGCGAGAGAGACAAUCAAAUGAAAUGGAGAACUGCGGCAACAAAGCAAGCGGAUCGAGGAUCUGUUCUCUAUCAAGUCGGAAAUUUGGUCUUCCUUGUUGGCCUCAUGAGUUCUUGUCUUUCUCGAAAUCGAUUACCAUUGAAAAUGUUGUCGUUGAAGAAAACAACGACUUAGAAGCACAAAUUGAGUGUUACACACUCCAGAAAGGCCGCCACUCCAGCUUAUGUUUGAGACGUACACGUGGCGCAAAUCCAAAUCAAGGAGUGCUAGUAGAACUGUUUGUUUUGAAAGUCGGUGAGACAAAGAAAUGGUUGGUCCAGAUGCGAAGUCACAACUGGGACCUUGAAGAAGAGGGCGUGGUAGCUGGAACGAAGGCGACUUCAACACAUGAGUGGAACAAGGCUACACGACUGAAUGCUAUUGCAAAGCUUGCUAACGAGUUUGGUACAUAUAAACUCGUAACGAAUAAUUGCAAGCAUUUCAUUGAAAAGCUAAGGAAUAUCAUCAUUAGCACGAAACCGCCUCCAGAUGCACUCCGUAAAAAAGAACUUCUGGCGACUUGCAGAACAUAUGGAAAAAGUGUAUGAAGUGAAGCUUAUGCAGGUUUGGCGUCAUCAGCUUUAUUCUCCAUGUAAAGAAGAUCUUGAGGCAAAACCUGAUGUUGAUGUCACAUGAUGACCGUGAUUACUGCAUGCAUGUAUUCGACAUGUUUUGGUUAUUUGCUAAUAGCCGAUGUGGUUAGAAUACUAUAGAGGUGCAUGGUACUGAUGAGCUGGUGUACUUUGUAUCGUGUACGUACACACGUUGGUGUCUACUAGCUGUAUAGUAGUCGCUUUUCUUUGACUUUCGUAAGGAUAAACCU
Corticium candelabrum is the source of this 1023-nucleotide messenger RNA. RefSeq lists its product as uncharacterized. NCBI's taxonomy places the organism in Eukaryota, Metazoa, Porifera, Homoscleromorpha, Homosclerophorida, Plakinidae. The transcript has a single exon. The coding region runs from base 92 to 748 and encodes 218 amino acids. The record is from RefSeq and is a predicted model, not a curated record.